This is a messenger RNA of Pieris macdunnoughi, 555 nucleotides long. Lineage: Eukaryota; Metazoa; Arthropoda; Insecta; Lepidoptera; Pieridae. The record is from the annotation of a GenBank genome assembly.
AUGCUUCGCUGGAGGCGAUGGCGUGUCGCCGCAGCGCUGGCGUUCGUCCUGGCUGCCUUCGGCGUGCGCGUACCUCUCGACGCCCAGCUCGACGCACAUUUUCCGGACGUGACGCCGCGAUCGCUGGCGCACUUUCUCUCCGACUUCACUAACUACCCGCGUCUCUACCGACACAUCGGCGCCUGGAGACUCGAGCGCGAGGCGUCCAACUACACCACUUGGACCUAUGCGGUGCGCUACGAGUGCGGCCCGCGUUGCGAAGGCGACGUCGAGCUGAGCGCGCACGACGAGCGGGCGCCGCUAGUUCAUUCAUUGGUGCUGAAGGACGAGAGGUGCACUCGUCUGCCACUGCUGCCGUUGAGGUGGUGCGUGGCGCUGGAAGUGCGCAGCGAGGUGGCGGCGGGAGGGACGCGAGGCGGCGCGUUGUUGCGCGAGAGAGCGCGCGUUUGGUGCGGCGCGUUUCAUGUGUUGAUCGGCGAAGCUUGCGCGCCGUCCGCGCUGCGCGAGAGCCAUUUGCGCGCUUUACGUACUCUAACCAGCUUUACGAUUAUAUAA